Messenger RNA from Rodentolepis nana, 594 nucleotides. The record is from the annotation of a GenBank genome assembly. NCBI's taxonomy places the organism in Eukaryota, Metazoa, Platyhelminthes, Cestoda, Cyclophyllidea, Hymenolepididae.
AUGGCUCUUCAACAGGAUGGUGGAGAAGGAUUCGAAAAAUUUUUUCUCCCCAUUGCUGCAGUUACCUCCGAGGCAGCAGCUGUAGCUGCCGAGCAGGAAGCGCUUGACAGAGAAGCGCCAACUCUUGAACAUCGUCUACGUGCCACGAUGGGCACUGGUUCGCCUGAAGAGGAAGUUCUCAUGCGACGAUGGUUUCAACUAGUUUCUCGGCGCAAUGCCCUUGUUCAUCGCGCCUAUCAGCUCUCCAUUAUGGAGAAGGAAUCCGAUCUGGAGCGAACUACAGCUCUCCUCAACGCCGAGCUGAAUGAACUUAUGGCAAAAGACGACAGCCAGAAGACAGCAGAAGACCGAGCUCGGGAAGAACUGUUAUUGCGUGAGGUUGUGGAAGUGGUCAAUGAGCGCAACGAAAUCGUUCAGGAGUUGGAUUAUCAAGAACAGGCCUUGGUGAAUGAGGUUGAACUCGGUCUUCGAACAGACGCGAUUACUCAGCAGUCCUUCCGAUCUAUUUCUGGAGGUGGCGGCGUCGGCGCCGGCGGCGGCAGCAGUGUCGGUGGAGUAGUGUCUGACGCUACUCGUGCUUGUACCAUCCAGUGA